AUGAAUCAACUUCAUCAGAGUGAAAAAAUCUUCCAAGAACAACUUAUAACAAUUGUUAAGAAUAAUGAAGAACAACAAAGAAACGAAAAAAAUCGUCUUCAAGAAGAAAUCCGUAAUAAAGAUAAAAAUAAGUCAACUGAAUUUCAGAAUAUUUUACAACAACAGAGCGAAAUUAGGAAAGAUGCUCUUGAAGAAAAAGAAAAGAAGGAAAAAGAGCUAAAUGAAGAAAGAAAAGCCAAGGAUUUGAUAAAAGACCAAAAAAGUGAAACAGUAAACGCAUCUCUCAGAAAAGAGUUAGAAUUGGGUCAACAAAUUAAAGAAAAAGAUUUUGAAAAACAGAUAAUCGUAAAAGAUCAUGAAAAAGAACAAGCUGUAUUAGAUGCAAAGUUGCGUUCUUUUAUUCCUAACUUGUUUAUGAAACUUUGUAAAAAGUCUACGCUUGAUGAGAAAAAAACUGAUGAAUACCUGGAGGUUUUAACGGAUGAGAAGAUAUCGUUAGCACAGAUGAUUAGAAAAGUUGACGUCUUCAUGAUGAAAGAAAUGAUUUAA
Molecule: messenger RNA, 549 nt
Organism: Didymodactylos carnosus
Lineage: Eukaryota; Metazoa; Rotifera; Eurotatoria; Philodinida; Philodinidae
Source: the annotation of a GenBank genome assembly